Umbelopsis ramanniana AG is the source of this 2217-nucleotide messenger RNA. RefSeq lists its product as uncharacterized. Gene Ontology annotation, biological process: cellulose catabolic process. Gene Ontology annotation, molecular function: cellulose binding; cellulase activity. The transcript is spliced from 8 exons. Gene Ontology annotation, cellular component: extracellular region. The record is from RefSeq and is a predicted model, not a curated record. The coding region runs from base 1 to 2217 and encodes 738 amino acids. Lineage: Eukaryota; Fungi; Mucoromycota; Umbelopsidomycetes; Umbelopsidales; Umbelopsidaceae.
AUGAAAUUCACAACAAUCUCCACUGCCUUGGCCGUCACUUUUGGUUACAGUGUCCUUGCUUCUCCUAUCGACAAGCGUGCAGUUCCUGGCUACACCUCUCGUUUCCAGACUCUGUACUCUCAGAUCCAUAACUCUACUAAUGGAUACUUCAGCUCUCUCGGCAUUCCGUACCAUAGUGUUGAAACUUUGAUGUGCGAGGCUCCUGACUAUGGUCACGAAUCGACUUCUGAGGCCUUUUCCUAUUAUAUCUGGCUUGAAGCCGUGAACGGAAAAGUCACUGGAGAUUGGACUGGUUUCAACAAGGCCUGGAGCAUUCUUGAGACCUACUUGAUCCCAAGUGCUGCAGAUCAGCCUACCAAUUCCAACUACAAUCCCAGCAGCCCUGCCAGCUUGGCUUUAGAAUCUGACAAUAUCAGCGAUUAUCCUCCGGCAUAUCAAAGCGUUCCUGUCGGCCAGGACCCUCUCGCCGCCGAAUUGCAGUCUGCUUAUGGCAACGCUAACAUUUAUGGUGCUCAUUGGAUCCUCGAUGUUGACAAUUGGUAUGGAUUUGGUCACUGCGGAGAUGGCACCACCAAGCCAUCUUACUUCAACACCUUCCAACGUGGCCCAAGCGAAUCUGUAUGGAAGACGAUUCCUCAGCCCAGUUGUGAGACCUUCACCUGGGGUAGAAACGACGGUACUGGUUACCUUUCUCUCUUUACUCCUCCAACUUAUGCCAAGCAAUGGAAAUAUACCACUGCCCCUGAUGCUGAUGCUAGAAGUAUUCAAGCUGCUUACUGGGCCAAUGUUUGGGCUACUGCUCAAGGAAAGUCCGCUGAUGUUGCUGCCACUGUCGCUAAAGCAGCCAAACUUGGUGAUUACUUGAGAUAUGCUUUCUUUGAUAAGUACUUUAAGGUUAUGGACUGCCAAAGCCCAUCCUGCGCCGGAGGAACCGGAAAGACCUCUGCUCAUUACCUUCUCUCAUGGUACUAUGCAUUCGGUGGAAGUUUGUCUACCAGCGGCGGUUGGGCUUGGCGUAUUGGUUCCUCUUAUGCUCAUUUUGGUUACCAAAACCCUCUCACUGCUUGGGUCCUCUCCACCCAAUCGGCAUUCAAGCCUGCUUCGCCUUCAGCUGUUGGUGACUGGACCACAUCGCUUGGUCGUCAAAUCGAAUUCUACAAAUGGCUUCAAUCUUCUGAAGGUGCUAUCGCUGGUGGUGCUACCAACAGCUGGCAAGGUGCCUAUAAGACUUACCCUGCUGGAACUCCUACCUUCUACGGUAUGGGCUACGACUGGGAACCUGUGUACCAUGACCCUCCGUCCAACCAAUGGUUCGGUAUGCAAGCCUGGUCCAUGGAACGUGUUGCUGAAUAUUACUACGUUACUGGCGAUUCCAAGGUUUCUACUCUUUUGACCAACUGGAUCGGCUGGGUUAAGAAGGUCGUUACCUUGACUUCUGAUGGCUCGUUCUCAAUGCCUGGAGGUCUCAACUGGACUGGUCAGCCUGAGACAUGGAAUCCUUCCAGCCCUGCUGCUAACACUAACCUUCACGUUGUUGUCACUUCUCAAUCCACCGGCGCUCCAGAUCUCGGUGUUGCCGCUGCUGUUGCUAAGGCUUUGGCAUACUAUGGUGUUAAGGCUGCUGAUACCUCCGCUACUACUUUGGCUCAAAAUUUGCUUGAUAGAAUGUGGACUCUGUACUAUGAUGGCCAAGGUGUUGCCGCUCCUGAAACCCGCGCUGAUUACUCUCAAUUCAACGAUGCCUUGACCGUUCCUUCCGGCUGGGUUGGUGCUAUGCCUAAUGGAGACGUGAUUGACAGCAGCAGUACUUUCUUGUCUAUUCGCAGCAAGUACAAGACUGAUCCCAACUUCCCCAAGGUCCAAGCUUACCUCAACGGCGGAGCUGCUCCUGUCAUUACUUACCAUCGUUUCUGGGCUCAAGCUGAUAUUGCUAUUGCCCACGCCGUGAUUGACAUGCUGCUCAACAACAGCACCACCACCACCACUACUUCUGCUACUGGAACUGCAACCUCCUCUUCCACCACCACCUCCAAGCCUACUACUACCACCACUACCACUACCACCACCACCACUACCACCUCUGCAUCUCCUACUAGCACUGGUGCUUGCGCUGCUCGAUGGGGUCAAUGCGGUGGUAUCAACUUCUCCGGUCCUACAUGCUGCUCUGGUGGAUACACCUGCACAGUAAGCAACCCUUACUACUCCCAGUGCUUGUAG